AUUAGACGGGGGCGUUCUACCUGAGAAGAGAGAAGCUGAGAAAUCUACCACAAGGCACGUCUGAAACAGCAACAUACGAAGACAUCAGUUCAACGUCAGACAAAACAGGUUGACAAAAGAGACCAUCGAGAUAUUUACUACAAAAUCAGCCUCAACAAACAGAUAAAAAGUCCGUUUUAAGCCUACAUAACAGUAAGGGCGCUAAUUGUUGACCUGGGCCUGAAACUACGACAUCCAUUCUGUGCGAAAACAUCCAUAUUGGACUUAUCGGUUGUAACCCCUGUAUCUUAGAGGACAUCAUUCUUCAACACAGAGCUGGGCAAAGGAGCAUAUAGCAUUUCUAUAGAAAAGGCUUUGAUAGGCUGAGUCUGUACUACAUUCUUGUCGCUCAGAGGAUAUCGAUUUUUGACAACGAGCUGGGGAACGUAGCACAUAAACUUUAUUUUAAAAUACUUCAAUAGGCCAAGUCUAUACAACAAGAGGAUCCCGUGUGUCGCCGAACUCCAUCUUAUCACGCUAAAUUACUAACAGUCAUGGCUUCAAAUCUCGGCCGCUCAAUUAUCAAAGCACAAGAUCCUGUAAGGCCUAAGGGGCAUCAAAAGUGUCAGGCCCAUAAACAAAACGACGUGCUAUUAUUAUGUCGGGACUGUAAGAUGCUUAUCUGUAUAACGUGUUCUAUAAGUAAUCAUAAAGAACACAUUGAUAGCUUUCAGGAACUAACAAAUAUUAAAACAGAGCAAAAUAAAAUAAUUCAGGAUUUUUUGGAUGAAACAGACAACGUAAAAAUUCCAAAACUAAACAAGGAAAUUUUAUCUUCUCGAACAAAAAUAUCUUCACGUAAACCUAUGUACGAUAAACUUCGCAAAAACAUCAUCGACAACAACGACGAGUGCAAAUUAGAAAUGGACAAAAUCACCGAGGAGUACAUUACUUUGUGUGAUAAGAUGGAGGUAGCGGACACGGACCUCAUCCAGACACACAUCACAGACCUGGAGAGGAGGUUGAAAACUUUGAAGGAACUCUCAACAGAAUAUAAACAGACUCUCCAGACAGGAAAUGUUGUACUGAAGUACGACUCGGUAUCAGAAAUCCGGGAACUUGAUUCCGACAUCCCACCGACACCUAACAUAGACAUGGCCGAGUUUACUCCGGAUGUGGACAGACAAAGUCACCUGAAACAGGCCCUCGGGAAGUUGAAAAUUCCUGCUGACCCUCUCCGGUACACACUUCCUGACAGUCCAACCGUCAUAUCACAGUUCUCAUACCCGGAUAACAUCUCAUCGAUCUGUCCUACAUCUGAUGGACGUGCGUGGCUAUGUGACUACUACACCGACACAGUAAAUCUCAUAAACAACAAAGGUCAGGUCAUACAGACGAUACAACACCACAGUAACAUCAGGAACAUCAGUCUGGACCCCACCACAGGUCGUCUGUGGUUCUGUUGUAGGGAUGAGAGGUCUAUCUGUGAAGUAUAUACACCAUCUACACCAGUCACAAGGUUUACUAUAGAGGAUUACCCAGCCUGUCUGUGUGUGACCAGGGAGGGUCGGGUAGUGGUGGGUACAGGGGGUAGACAGGGGUACAAGAUGAUGAUAUACACUGUAGACGGUCAGGUGUUACAUACAACCAUUGUGGAGAGGUCAGGGACGGGGGGAGUACUGUCAAUAUCACAAUGUAGCGUUACAGGUAACAUAGCUGUAGUGAGUUAUAAACAUAUCAGUGGGGACGACAAUGAUCCAGACAACUACAGGCGUCACAUCAUUGUGUACAACCCAACACUCCAGCCCCUGGUCCACUACCGGGGGGAGGGGAUAGAGGCCCGGGGGAAGGGAAUACAGGUACAGAAGUCAGUCACACCAGACAAGUUUGGUCCAAUCACAGUUGUAUAUGACAGUAAGGGUAAUAUUGUUAUUGCUGACAGGACAAGGAAAACAAUAGAACUGAUAAGUGGAGCAGGGAAGUACAUAAAAACACUUCACACAAACAAAGGACGACAGUGGGUAGUAGGUAUACAGAAGGGUGAUGUGUUGUGGUCACGCUUAGAGUUAGAUACAGGAGAGUUGGGACUAAAACUCCUCAAGUAUUAUACUGACUGAGUGACUCAAUCCUGAGUGAGGAUACAGACAAUUUAUAUCAGUGGACUUAAACAACAUUAACUUGAUAUUUCGAUAUCAUUUUACUUUUAUCAACAUUUAUCUACACAUUCACUGAGGCAUGUAAUUAAUGUUGGAAUGUGUUGUUGUUAUUUUUUUCAUGUGUUAAAACACCACAAUUAUUCGAAGGAUGUUCAGCAAAAUGUUCUUCGAUUUUAAUUUUAUUAAAUUAUAAAUUUUGAUAUUUUAACUGUUUUGGAAUGUGUGUAAUCUUAGUUGACUUAAUACAUGUGUAUUGAUUUGGUUUGGAUCGUGUAACCACGUCACUGUGAUGCAUUUCAACUGCUGAUAAGAAAUCUGAAAUCAACAUCCCUGUAUCUGUUUUAGGUGUAUAACCUGACUCCCCUACCACCUCUAGUCGAUCGUCCCAAACCUGUUUUACCCACAAAUACUUUGAAGCUGAAUGACCAAUAAAUCCUUUUUUUUUUUAAAGUUUACAUGUACAUGUCACAUGACAUUAUCAGUAGUACCACCAUUGUCACUGUAUAUAAUGUGUCUCCAAUCUACUGUGAGUAGGUGAUGACCAAGGCUAGUCCUGUUGUGUAUCAAUCAUUUGUAAAUAUUUAUGGUUUUGUUGUAAUAAAAGUUUCUAAAUU
This is a messenger RNA of Pecten maximus, 2749 nucleotides long. RefSeq lists its product as uncharacterized. The transcript has 6 exons. The coding region runs from base 534 to 2096 and encodes 520 amino acids. The record is from RefSeq and is a predicted model, not a curated record. Lineage: Eukaryota; Metazoa; Mollusca; Bivalvia; Pectinida; Pectinidae. Gene Ontology annotation, molecular function: zinc ion binding.